This is a messenger RNA of Anopheles darlingi, 5417 nucleotides long. RefSeq names its product protein yippee-like (gene Ypel). Bases 1340 to 1804 code for a protein of 154 amino acids. The record is from RefSeq and is a predicted model, not a curated record. Lineage: Eukaryota; Metazoa; Arthropoda; Insecta; Diptera; Culicidae. The transcript is spliced from 5 exons.
CUUCCACAUCUUGCACAGCCGUUGCCGUACACAGAUCGUGCGGAAAGCGUCGUCCGUCGUAAACCGUCGUCGAGUGAGAGGUGGUGGUUGCGGUUGUUUCGCGGCAGAGUCUCAGCUGAGGAAAUCAAAAGAGUCCGCACGGAUCUUCUUUAGUCCGCUUUUGUCGUCCGGUUCGGUUCGGUGUUGAAGUAAAGGUACAGAGUGCGUGUGAAGAGCAUACCGAACGAGUAAUGUAGAAUACGUAGAGGAGGUUUCGAAGCUUUGUACCGUGCCCGUCCGCCCUCCAGGUUAGACGCAACCCGACGAUCGUGGCGAGAUCUCCCGUACACACCAGAGCACAGCUGUUGUGUUGUUGCUGAUGUUCGGUGGUGUGUGAGCGCGAGCGCGCGCACACAAGAUCGGACGUGCCUUCCGCUUAUUGCGUUGUGGUUGCUGUUGGUGGCGACUCCUAUUCUCCCCGCUUUUGCGGAAAGUUACUGUGCAGCAGUAGUGCAGCUGCAGUGGAGGAAGUGCUGAACCCUCGGGGGACACAUCCCCUAAAAAAACAGCCGACGGGAACACUGAGUGAAGUGUGUGGAGUGCUGGUUCCGAAAUAAUCCAGAGGUUCCCCAUUCGAGGUCCGAGGAACAGUCAGAAGACAGCGACGACGACAACAAACAUCACAUUAUCAACGGGGCGACACCGUGAGUGUCUGUGUCGAGUCGAGUGCAGCAGCCAUACAACGCUCCGUCCCCCGUGCUGGAAGAGAGUGAAUGUGAAAGUGGCAUAGUUGUGGCAAACAAACAAACAUAAAAUCCCAACGAAAAAGCUCGGUUCAGUUCUCCGCGUGAACCCAAUAGGCGCAACACGCCAAGGACACACACACGCGCGCGCGCGAAGGAGAGAAGGAAACGGGGGCCGGCCAGGCCGCCAGUGUGUGAUCAAGACGAGAAGAAGGACCUCGUAGCGAGUAGUGAGCGCAGUAGCAGCAGCAGCAAUCCGAGGACUGUGGUGUCUAUGGUGGUGGUGCAUCGUAGCUACCGUUGCCCGUUGUUGCUGUCGUAUGUCGAUCGCAGUGCACUUAGGUGACGCGAGUGUUAACAAGCCGUCGGUCGGUAAUUCCGGGCUGGUCGCAGCGGCCACAGUAGCAGCAGUAGCAGUAGUACCGUGGCCGAGCUGGAGCUAGCGAAACGAAGCGCAGUAGCUGCACGUGCGUGAGCGCGGACAUAUCCCACACGUGAGAGGGAAGGGUUUUUACCAGAUACGGACGAGGUUUAGCCGGUUCCUGGCCUAACCGAUUCCUGUCUAGUGCUACCAGAGCAAGAGAGAGCAAGAGAGAGCGAGAAGAAGCAGGACACGAAUGCGCUUUACGUUCCUGUUUGAUCUACUAUUCCAGGGGGCGGCCAACGGAGGGCACGCGAACGGGCAAUCAACCUCGAGCGCAGCGUCGUCCUCUGUGUCGACCGGCGGAAGUGGCACCAUGGUGAAAACGUUCCAAGCGUACCUACCGUCCACGAACCGAACCUACUCCUGUGUCCACUGCCGGGCACACCUAGCUAGUCACGAUGAGCUUAUAUCGAAAUCGUUCCAGGGCAGCCAGGGCCGGGCCUAUCUGUUUAACUCGGUCGUUAACGUGGCCUGUGGUCAGGCCGAGGAACGGGUACUGCUAACCGGGCUACAUGCCGUGGCCGAUAUCUACUGUGAAUGCUGCAAAACACCGCUCGGAUGGAAAUAUGAGCAUGCCUUUGAGUCGAGCCAGAAGUACAAGGAAGGCAAGUACAUCAUCGAGCUGGCCCACAUGAUCAAGGAGAAUGGCUGGGACUGAUUCGCGUCGCCUACACGGCGCACCAGAAGUGAUAGCAACAGUAGUAGCGGCGGCAGCUCAUCGGCAGCCACCAACUAACUGACUCAUCACCGACGUGCGCCGUGUGGCGACAACUUUCAGCAAACAAUCCAACAUUGACGUAGGCUAUGCGGAAGGAGCAGCAGUCUAUAGCUACCCUGCCAACCCGGGCGGUGUGGAGCGUGCGUGGAGUUGCAUCGAGUCGUAACGCCUCGCCGCGUACCACAACCAGAACCGGAUAUACUACCCCUGAUAGUUUCAUGUUCAUCGAAGGAGCAGUGUGUGUGUGUGUGUGUUAGUGUGGGAGGGGGGCGGAGGGCCUCUUGCGAGCGGCUGGCUGGUUCCGGUCUCAAAAGUGAGCCCCUUUCCCCAGAUUCUUCCCCCGUUAUCUCCGACACCAUUCACCAUUGUUCUGGGAAAACCGUGAUAAACCUCGCGAUUGGGCGAUCAUUCGGCCUAUCUCGAUUUGUCUGCUCAUCCCCCACACCCCCCCUCCCCCAACCAUUGUUUCAUGUGUGUUUUUACUGAUUCGCUCAAUUUUAUCAGAAGACCAAGCUUAAGAAUGAGGACAAUAGGGAGAGAGAGGGAGAGAGAGGGAGAGAGAGAGAGCGAAGGAGAGCGAAAAGUAGAGAUGAGAUUAAUUAUGCGUUUUUGUUUUUAUCAAAAAUUAUACACACAGUGUGGGAGUGAGAGACGGAGACCAUUCAGAGGUUUAGUUCAUGUUUCCAUUUUUGUUCCUUAACGGUUCCUUAGUUUAUUCCAACUGCCGCUUCUCCUUGGCCCUGGGACAACCACCAGGACAAGGAGUCCUGUAGAGGGGUAGAGCUUUCAUUUGAAGCUUUCGUGUAGCUUCACGUCCGAUGUUCGAUCACGAUGUCGAUUGGGUAGUUCGCAGUCCAAACGAAUAGGCAUUAGAUAAUUCCGGAAGUAGUAGCAAUCUAUGCAGUACGCACCGAGCGAAGGACGGGCACGCGUUAUGAAGCGUGCCCGUGCGAUCUAGAGUGUGAAAGCAUAUUUGUACGUGCAUGUUGGUGUGCAAAUGUUGUGUGUGUGUGUGUGUGUGGGUGUGUAUGUGAGCGCGCGCGCGAGAGUGAUAUUAGGAUUAGGAUGCAUACGGCCAAUGGAGUAGAAGGGGGGGGGGGGACUGUUGAAUGGAAUGCGAGAAAAUGGAAUUUUUAAGAAAAUUUAUCAAAACGAACUGGACACUCAAACAAAACACAAACAGAGGGCAAAACAAUACACAACUGAGAAGGUGACCGGCCGCCGUUGCGUAUCGCCGCGAAUGUCUCGUAUUCCGAAGCGCAAUCGGUAUGUUCGUAUUUUAAUCGAAUCAUACAUACAUACCCAAAAACAAAACAACAGACACACACAUACAAUUAAUACACUUGGAUUGUAAGGCGUUAGGACUUAGCCAGUAGAAUGCGUGGCGAAAAAUAGGCGAAAUUUGUGAAAAGAAUGGUGUGAUAUAUGCGUGUGUGUGUGUGUAUCAGUGCGUUCGAGUGUGUUUGAUGUAAUGUCUGGUGUGACGAAUGAAUGGGCAACUUGAGAGUGGAUGAAAGGAGGGAGGGGGAGACUGAUCGGAGAUAGUAAAAAUCAAAAACCUAAUUUCUCAAUCCAUACAUCCUAACGAGAUCGCCUGAACGGUUGAGUUUGCAACACGGAUCCCAAUGAUUCCUUUCGAUGGCGAGUGUGAUUCAAUAGAGACUAGAUUUUUUAACAAAAAAAAAACAACAUAAACCAGCGAGGCACAGAAACCAGGAGGUAGAAAAUGAGACAAAAAUACUAUCAUCGAUCCAUUCGCAUCGCAUGAAAUAUCGAAAAUGAAAACUAUAAACCGAAAUCCGCGAUUCAGCACACUCGUUCGCUUAACUGAAGCUCUGAGAUGAUCCUAUAGGAAUCAGAAUCUGUCCAUAGAAACCAGAUGUUAAGGGAUGAGACACAAACAAACGGAACUACUGCCCCUAACGUAAACAGUAAGCUCGAAGAGCUUAGGUAGUGAAUUCGACGGUUGCAUGCCUCAGAACUGCAUCCUAAACCAGACCCGAGUUGAACCAGCAGCAGCAGCAGCAGCAGUAGCACCAGAGAGUGUCGAGCAUGGAGGGACGAAACAUAAUGAAACUACUGCCAUACUGGAUUCAAAAGUAGCGUUAAUAGAGGCGGUAUCAUGCUCACGCUCUUUGCUGACGAUCUCUCGAUCAAUCCGCGCUCCUUGUGCGAUCGGAAACAACUAAUAGCGAUACAUCCGUAGAAGCAUUGGACCAUUGGAAUUGGAUGCCCCAAAAUGCAGAUUUGACACUGUCACUAUUACUUAACUCCUGUAUAUCCUUCGAAAGCUAUUUUGCGUUCUAACUGGCGCGUCCGAACCAUCAACGGAUGGGUAUUUGGGCGUGAAAAUUCCCAGAGACAAUUCCCAUACUAUUUUCUACGAUCUCCCGGUUUUGAGGUUUGUUGAGGGCUUGCAAGAUGCGAACUAGAGUUCGGUAGAGUGUGAUUUGUCUAAAUUGUGAUCGUGAACAUGUGAAAAAGAAUGAUAGGAAUGCGUGUUGUGAUUGUACGUGGCUGUAUGUGAGUGAAAACAUGACUACUGUCGGGACAGUGUGUGCGAUAAGAGAGACAGAGAGAUAGACAGCGAGAGAGUUACGUACUCCGAGGCUAGCGAGGAAAGUGCAGCAAAGCCAAUGCAAUUAUUUUUCAUUCUAUUCUCUAACGCUAACCCCGACAACGAGCUGAACAUAAACCAAUUCGAACAAACAUUUCGGAACAAAACUUAAGUUUAAAAAGAAGAGCAAACAGCAGAAGUCUGCUGUCGAUCCUCGAUUCGCAGCGAUAUGCUGGCCAGUUUGUUCUUUCAACGUCCUGCAGAGCAACAGGCCAGCACACCAACGAACUAAACCUUAUGCGUGUCCGCGUGUCGUCAUGAAUUGUAUCGUGAAAUUGAUGUGUUUUGCUCGAUGUUUAUUUCGGUUUUCGUUUCCGAUGGAGGGCAGAUCGUAUGAUCGUUCAUCAUCGAAUUUGAAGCAAGGAGGAAUCAAGGUAACUACUAAUGAUCCCCAUUUUCCCACCCGAAACAUUUACGUAGCAUAGUUUAGCAUGGUUGUAUGCGUCGGAAAGACACGGCAAAGGGCCAAACAAACGGCUCGGUGUGUGUCUCUGUGUUAUGUUAGGUAUGUUUCCUUGUCGGUUUCAUUCGCAUUGUGUUUUCUUGUGCUCCUGUGCUGUGUAAAGGAGCAUAAGCGAACGACGAUCGAGCGGGACGAUCUUGUGGGAGUUCGAGAUGGCAAGUAGAGAUGAAGAAGGAGAGCAGAAACUUUAAAAGUGAUCGAAACUAUACGCUAAAGAACAAGUAACUAGAGGUAAACUAAUCAAAUCGCAAACGAAGAAAAAAAGAAUGAAAAAGAAAACAAAAAAAAUGAAAUGAUAAAAAAUACAGAAUAAUUACUUUAUACACCGCGUAGGAUGUAAGAGAUAUAUACAAACGAGGUAAUUACUAGAUAAUGUUGAUACUGCGAAGCAAAACGUAUGAAGGAAAACUAUUCAAAAGCACUACAAAAAAAAAUUAUAAAACUUAUCGAAUAAAAUCUUAACUGUUUCAGUA